UGCGGUGUAACACCAACAACACUGUCGAUCGGGCCUACCAUUGGUUUGGAAUUAUUGGUUAUUUGGCUGGAUCAGUACAUUUGGUCGGGCAGUCGCAGUUAGUUGGAAGCAGACUGAACUGAGAAUAUACACUUAUAUCAUCGGGGGAUUUAAUACAACGGCAAUUCCAGCCAACUGAUCGAGUUACUCGCUACACCUAUACUAAGUAUUUGCAUUCCAGACAUGAAAUUCUCCCAAACCAAGGAAGAAAACUGGAAUUUUUCUAGUGUAGUGGAGGGGUUAAGAGAUCUUUACGACAGAAGACUGAAGCCUUUGGAAGUGACAUAUUUGUUCCCACAGUUUCAUUCACCAACACUUGAUGCAGGGGAAUUUAGUUCCAAACCAAUGAUUCUUCUUUUGGGUCAGUAUUCUACAGGCAAGACCACGUUUAUCAAAUACCUUCUAGGAUCCGCCUUCCCGGGUAUGCAUAUUGGCCCAGAGCCGACAACCGACAGAUUUAGUGUUGUUAUGUCUGGGGAUGAAGGCAUUAUUCCUGGGAAUGCUCUUGUUGUCGACGCCCAAAAACCUUUUCGCCCUCUUUCGAAAUUCGGAAAUAACUUUCUGAACCGCUUUCAAUGUUGCCAAAUUCGGAAUCCUGUUCUGGACAGCAUAGUCAUUAUUGAUACACCUGGUAUAUUAAGUGGUGAAAAACAAAGGUUAGAUCGUGGUUAUGACUUCACAGCUGUUGUUCAGUGGUUUGCAGAACAUGUUGACAGAAUAAUCCUACUUUUCGACGCUUAUAAACUCGAUAUAUCAGAUGAGUUUAGGCGAGUGAUAGAAUCUCUCAGAGGUUAUGACGACAAAGUCCGUAUUGUUCUUAAUAAAGCUGAUAUGAUUGAUGCACAACAAUUGAUGCGCGUUUAUGGAGCAUUAAUGUGGGGUCUUGGUAAAGUAUUAGGGACUCCGGAGGUUGUUAGAGUAUUUAUCGGGUCAUUUUGGGACCGACCACUGCGCUAUGACGUUAACCGUCACUUAUUUGAGUUGGAGUCACAGGAUUUAUUUAAAGACCUUCGAAGUUUGCCUUCUAACGCGGCCAUGCGAAAACUAAAUGAUAUGAUACGACGAGCAAGGCUAGCUAAAGUACAUGCCUACAUAAUUGGUCAUCUUAAGAAACAGAUGCCUUCAAUCCAGAUAUAUGAUUCUAUUUCACGUUUACACCAUAUAUCUUCUGGCGACUUCCCUAAACUCUCUCAUAUGCAGAGUAUUUUGAGUGAACAGGAUUUUACAAACUUCCCCUCUCUUAAAGAAAGGCUUAUUGAACAAGUCGACGUUAUGUUAACCCAGGAGAUCCCUAAAUUAAUGCAGAUGAUACCAAUUGAACAAACAGCGGCUGUUCAACAGGGUAAAAGUUUAAUCAAAGGAGGAGCUUUCAACGAUAGUGUAAUUGAUAGUCCAUUUACGGCAGAUGCUGAUAUGGCUAUUAAUCGUGGACGAUAUAGUGAUAAGUCGGCUUUAGAGGACGAUAAAGAUGAGCUCAUAAAAGAAUUUGAAAGUCUUCAACCAGUUGAUGGUCUCCUUUGUGGAAGCGGACGAUUAAAAGCGAAAUUGAUGGAAUCUCAUUUACCUAAUAUUACAUUAAGUCGUAUAUGGAAACUUUCAGACAUUGAUAAAGACGGUUAUCUUGAUAUCGAUGAAUUCAUUGUUGCUAAGCGUUUGGUCAACAUAGCUGUUAACGGUGGUGAAAUUCCAGAAACUCUACCAGGGCACUUAAUCCCACCUAGUAAACACAAAUAUAUUUCACCAACUAUAAAUGGUAUAGGUGAUUAUAAUGAAACAAAAUAUUAA
Schistosoma mattheei is the source of this 1824-nucleotide messenger RNA. The record is from the annotation of a GenBank genome assembly. NCBI's taxonomy places the organism in Eukaryota, Metazoa, Platyhelminthes, Trematoda, Strigeidida, Schistosomatidae.